Scomber scombrus (Atlantic mackerel) is the source of this 5301-nucleotide messenger RNA. RefSeq names its product tensin-3-like. Gene Ontology annotation, molecular function: protein binding; protein tyrosine phosphatase activity. Bases 223 to 3981 code for a protein of 1252 amino acids. Gene Ontology annotation, biological process: protein dephosphorylation. NCBI's taxonomy places the organism in Eukaryota, Metazoa, Chordata, Actinopteri, Scombriformes, Scombridae. The record is from RefSeq and is a predicted model, not a curated record. The transcript is spliced from 28 exons.
UUAAAGUUACUGUCAAUCAGUAACCACACAACAAAUAACUCGUCUUUUGGCGCCACCCAGUGUGAUACAGACUGCAACACCUGAAAUGGAGUAAAGAAAUCUCCACCUCAUUUUUCUACUGCUAGUCACACACUGACUUUCACUGAUCAGGCUUCUGUGAUUUUUUACUUCAUGUUGAAUGAGACGGCAGCCAAGGCAUCCAUGUGACCGAUAGUGCAAGUCAUGGAAGACCAGCGGAGAAUCGAUCUGACCUACAUCACUGAACGCAUCAUCACCAUAUUCUGUCCUCAUGGGUGUCCCGAGGAGACGUACCUGCACAACCUGCAAGAAAUCAUCCCCAUGCUGCAGUCCAAGCAUGGAUGCAACUACAUGCUUAUUAACCUCUCUCAGAAGAAUGACCCUCUCACCCGAAUGACCCACAAGAUUUUAGACACAGGUUGGGUGGAUCAUUUGGCUCCCAGCUUGGAUCAGAUCUUACGAGUGUGCACGGCGAUGGAGGAUUGGCUGCAAACCAACCCGAAGCAUGUCCUGGUGUUACACUGCAGAGGAGGUAAAGGCCGGAUCGGAGUUCUGGUGGCUUCUUACAUCCACUUCAGCAACAUGCCAGCCAGUGCAGACCUUUCUCUGGACCACUUUGCCAUGAGGAGGUUCUACAGCGACAAACUCUCCGCCCUGAUGACCCCCUCCCAAAAACGGUAUGUUUGGAUGCUGGGGAGUAUGUUGAAAGGAGGAUUAAAGAUGUGUCCUUCUCCGUCGUUCCUCCUCUGCGUUGUUCUUCACGGUCUUCCCAAAAUAAGAGCAGAUGGAGGAUGUUGUCUCUUCCUGAGAGUCUACCAGAGUCUACAACCUGUUUGCACGUCUGCAGUCUACCAUGUUAAUGCAGGUCAGACAGACCGGCUCUACAUGGUGCUGCAGCCAGCUCAGCUGCUCAAAGGAGACAUCAUGGUGGUUUGUUAUGAUAAAAACAGCCACUCAGCCACCCGUCAGGUCAUCUUCCGUGUCCAGUUUCAUACGGGCCUCGUCAACGGACACGCCCUCACUUUCUCAAAGGCGGACCUUGACUCUGCCAGUGAAGAUGCUCGGUUCCCAGAAGAUGGAAAAGUGGAGCUGUUACUUUCUGACAGCCCUGAAAAGAUCAAAGGCAGAGAGCUGUGGCACAACGGACGCUGUGUGACGGUGGACUACGACACCUUGGAUCCUUUAGUCAGACGAGAUUCAUACCGAGACCCGUCUUCUCUUGAAAAAGCUCCCCUUCAUAUCCUGGACCCUGGAAAUAGCAGUUUAUAUGCCAAAGUGAGGAAGAAGAAGAGUAGUGAGGAAGGAGCUUCGUUCCCCCUGACGACCAGCAGCCCGAGCUGCAGUGACCGAGCUCCGUCUGCCAGCAGUGACUCGGGCCUGUCUGUUGCCUCUCAGGGGCCGACCGGAGCCAGACAGAAGAGAGGGGCCACUCUGGACCAGCGCACCCGGGCAGAGAGGUUUCUCCCUGGGGUCGACAUCGAGCUUGCUCAGCCUCUUCUGGAGGUUAUGACUGAGCUCGGUGUAUGCAGCGGAGGGGAGGGGGAGAUGACUGGAGAUGAGUCUGGCUUGGGGCACACUAUCAAUGGAGAGGUGUCAUCCAUCGAGAGGGAGACUGAUAUACUGGAUGAUGAGGAUGAUGUGGCGACUUCUACUUUAGACAUGCCGAGCUCGAGCAGUAUGUGCUCCCUCUCGUCCGAGACCCUGCCUGAAGUGCAGAGAUCAGCUCAAACUGAGUACUCCACUCACUCCUGGGUUCAGCAGCAGAUAGUCGAUGUCCGCACUGAAAACUACGUCGCGGUAAACGGGCAAGAGAGGACGAACAGGACGAGAAAAGAGAAACCUCCACCUUUGGCAUCUCCUGUUACGCCACAGAGGGGGCUCAGUAGCAGGGAAGCGGUGCAGAGAGGUCUGGUGAACGAGGACUGCACAGACAGUGUCACACAAAGCACGACCCACACUUCACAAACUUCUCCUUGCCAAGAGGAGGAGGAGGAAAUGGCGUCUUUAGACACAGACAUUGAUGAGUCUAUAGAGCAGCUGAACCAGCUGAUUCUGGAUUUGGAUCCCACAUUUGUUCCUGUUCCAACCCGCUGUGCCCCCCUGUCACGAUCCGCCUCCCUCCAAACCAACGGACUCAGCCACCAAGGAAAUACACACAUUACCGGUUGGACGCAGCACAAACAGGUCAGCGAUGUGACAGACUGUGGUGGUCUCCGCAGUCCAGGGUGGAGAGUUAAUGGGCCUCAGGGCUUCAGAGGCUCCCCUCUUCACAGCCCCCCCUCACUGUCUCCUCAGUACGGGCUUCUCUACAAAACCAACAGCAUGGAUUUUCGGGGACAAACGGAUAACGCCGACAUCGUCCCGUCCACUCCGUCCUUCCCAGUGACUCCUCCGACGCCCUACGUGAAAAACUUCCCAGAGUUUUCCCAGCUCAAACCCAGCAUCCAGUGGGAGCAACCCAGCUGGACUCAAGAUUCCCGGAGUUUCCUGGACAGCAUGAACCACGCCAGCGGCUCCACAGAGGGAGAGUUGUACAGAUCAGACGUGUCGGUCACUCCUGCAUCCUGUCAGAGGAUCUUCGGCUCCAUGUGCUCCGUGUCAUCGGGCAGCCCCCUCCCACACACAGACAGCUCCACUCCGCCUCCAGCGUGGCACGACCGGACUCCAAACUCCCAGAACUCCCCGUUCCCCCCGCAGCCCUCACCUCCUCUCUCCCUCAGCACCCCCAAUGCCCACAGUUCUCCCCGGGGGGUCCUAAAAGGCCUGGGUGGCGACGGUCCCGGGGUCCGCAAGGAGACAGACAGCACAGACUUGUCCUUGUUGUUGUUGGGUAACGGAGGCCUGGAGCACAGCCUGCUGGAGGCCAUGGAGGGCCUCGGGGGUUUGAACCUCAGAGGAGAGGGGGGCCUCCCUCCGAUACUGCCUGAGAAGAGGAGAGUGGGUGAGGGGGGAGAUUUUGGCUCCUGCUCCCCUUCUCUAAGCGGAUUUUCCAGCCCUCACAGUGGCAGCAGUCUCAGCAUCCCAUUCUCAUCCUCCAUGACCCCUGACCCCCUCAGAGGACACAGUGGGGCCCCGUCGCCCGGAGCAGAGUUUGGCAGUAAGCAGGACACUGUGAAGUUUGUUCAGGACACUUCCAAGUUCUGGUACAAGCCCGACAUUUCCAGAGACCAAGCCAUUGCAGUGUUAAAGGACAAAGAGCCGGGGUCUUUUAUUGUCAGGGACAGUCAUUCAUUCCGCGGAGCGUACGGAUUGGCUAUGAAGGUGGCGACGCCUCCUCCGUCUGUGUUACAGCAGAGUAAGAAAGUAGACCUGUCCAAUGAGCUGGUGAGACACUUCCUGAUAGAGUGCACACAAAAAGGAGUCCGUCUGAAGGGUUGCCCCAACGAGCCGUACUUCGGGAGUCUCACAGCUCUGGUGUGUCAGCACUCCAUCACCCCUCUGGCUCUGCCCUGUAAACUCAUCCUGCCUGACAGAGACCCGGUGGAGGACAUGACCGACUCUCCUGCACAGACGGCGACAAACUCAGCAGCUGAGCUUCUCAAACAGGGAGCAGCGUGUAACGUUUGGUUCCUGGGCUCUGUGGCGCUGGAGUCUCUUACGGGACACCAGGCCGUUCAGAAGGCGGCCAAGGAAACGCUCGCCAUGGACCCUCCGCCGGCCUCCACCGUCGUCCACUUCAAGGUGUCGGCGCAGGGCAUCACGCUCACGGACAACCAGAGGAAGCUUUUCUUCAGGAGACACUACGCAGUCAAUACAGUCAUCUUCUGUUCUCUGGACCCACAAGGCAGGAAAUGGACGAGAGGAAGCAGCUCCACUGCAAAGAUCUUCGGCUUCGUAGCCAGGAAAUCUCAGAGCGAGACUGAAAACAUGUGUCAUCUGUUUGCCGAGCACGACCCCGAGCAGCCGGCCAGCGCCAUCGUCAACUUUGUCUCAAAGGUCAUGAUCGGGUCACAUAAGAAGUAGUAACGAGGAGGAGGAGGAGGAUGAGACUCACUGUGUGGAGCGGAGGAACCUGGACUCGGGAUCAACUUCCAACCCCAACUUCUUAUAAAUAUGAGUGUGGACCACGAAGAGCCAAAAACACUCCAGCACCUGGUCCUGUUGGGUCAUCCUGCAGAAUAACCCCCGUGCAUUUUGUACUGACUGCACUGCAGGAUGCUGCCACUAGGGGGAGCCAAAGCUGUUAUGUAUAAAGUUCAACUGGUCUGAAACUCAUCAACAGGAGGCUGCAACGACUUGUGGAUCUUUUUUAAAAAAUUUUAUGAGAUAUGUAUAAAAUGAUUGACACUUUCUCCACAGAAGAUCUUGUCUGCAAAUUGGAUUUUGUCACAUUAUGACUACUUUAUCAGAUCUACCAUGUCAAAUUUAUUCUAACUGUACGGUUUUGCAUUGACUUUGCUUGUUGCUGCCAAUAAUAACACACUUACUUCUGAUAAAAAAAAAAAAAAAAACCUGGAGGAUCCUGCAGAUAAACAUAUAUUUUAAGGUAUGAUUAUGAUUGAGAAACUUGUUUCACAUUGGUUAAAAUGUGUAAAAUCAUAUUUUAACAUCACUAUUUUUAUAUGUAAAAAAAACAAACAAACAACCCCAACCAUACUGUCACAUGACAACGCCAAUCAUGUGGUCGCCUUGUACUUCCCCCUUGUGGAUUUAUUGUGUUUAUAUAUGUUGCUCAAAGUAUUUAUCCCUUUUUACAGAUGUGUAAAAGUUCUUUUUUUCCCCCCUUCCUAAAUAUACUUGUCAUAUAUUUUUGUAUAUUAACACAUACUGUACAUUAGGGUUAAAAGGCAGCGUACCUCAGAAUUUAUGCAAUUAUGUCACAUAUUGUAUUGUUGUGGGAGGGGUAUGAUGUCGUUUUUCGCAUGGUUGUAAAGAUACUACACAUUGUGCCCACGUGUACUUGUUGUAUUACUAAUAUAGUUGUUCAUAUGUUCCUUUACCAAUAACAACAAUACAGGUUCUUGUACAGUUUAUGUGCCAUGAAAUGAGUCUCUCUGAAUAUAAUAAGAGAUUAAAAAAAACACAUAGAAUUAUAGCCCACCUCUGUAAUUUAAUGUUAAUUCAUAUUCACAACAAUAUUUUGGCUCUUAACUCCAGCGGUUUCUAACCAUGCAGAUUUUAUCCAACCAGGUUUUCAAAUAUCUGAUGUUGAUGACAUUUUAUUUGUGGCACUCAAACUUCUAUAAAUGUUAAUAAGUUAUUUCUUUAGUAGAAAGCAGUUCAAAUUGUAUUAACCUUCCUGUCGUCCUCCCGGGUCAAAUUGACCCCGUCUGUUUUCACUGU